GAAGCCUGCCAAUCCAUCGUGAUGAAAAGGCCAAGAAGCGCAUUGAUGGGCGGCCAAGGUUGUCAAAGAGUUGACCGUUAUCGCAGGCUCCCUACCCUCAUAAAAGUCGUCAUUGGGCCUGAUCUCACUGCUCUCUUCAUCGCCUACCAUCAUUUCCUUGCCACUGAUCUACUACUAUGUCGUAUCACACCUCAGAAGAUCGCAAGCAUGUAGACCAACGACGCACCAGGAAACCCGAAGACGCUAUCCCAAAGGUUCGCAAGACUAAGGAUACAGACAACGUGGAUUCCGAAGAGGAGUUUGAUCCUAAGGAAUAUCUAGACAGCCCCUCCAACUAUGACAGGUUCACAAGUCGUGGACCGCAGGAUGACCAUCUGAAACGAAUCCCGCAGUCAUCGAAGCCGCAACAAUCUCAGAACUGGUCAAAUCCUCCUAGUCAACAUCAAGGCACGAGGUAUGUUUGCAUCAGACCAAACGAUCCGUACGUUGAAAGGGUGUGCAGUAGGCAGCCACAUCGUCAAGCCGAUCCUGCCCGCUACUCUUAUGGACAACACGCACCUGCACAACAUGCUUCCUCACAACAUGCUUCCUCACAACAUGCUUCUUCACAACGUCCCCCCGCACACCACUCUCCUGUACAGUAUGAUCCUGCGCAAUAUUCUUCCCCACAACAUGCUUCCUCACAACGUCCCCCCGCACACCACUCUUCUGUACAGUAUGAUCCUGCGCAAUAUUCUUCCGCGCAACAUUCUUCCGCGCAACGUCCCCCCACACACCACUCCCAUGCACAGCACGCCCCUGCGCAAGUUCUUCCCGCACACCACUCUCCUGCCCACCACUCUUCCGCGCAACAUUCUCCAGCACAGCGUCCCCCCACACACCACUCUCCUGCACAGUACGCACCCACACAACAUUCCCCCGCACACCACUCUCCUGCACAGUACGCACCCACACAACAUGCUUCCGCACACCACUCUCCUGCACAGUACGCCCCCGCGCAACAAGCCCCCGCCCACCACUCUCCUGCGCAGUACGCCCCUAUGCAACAUGCCCCCGCACACCACUCCUCUGCACAGUAUCCCCCUGCGCAGUACCCCCCUGCACAUUACCCCCCUGCACACUACCCUCCUGCACACUACCCACCAACUCAACCAGGGCGAAGGUGAAGAAUGGUUCGGGAUUUGGGGCUCAUCAUUCGUACUGCGACUCUUCAUGUGUCAGAUGUACCAUUAGCAUAUGCGUUCUACUUAUCUCAAACAUGUACAACAUAAGAAAGGUGGUACAUUGAUUAGUACUUAUCCUGCCCGAC
Molecule: messenger RNA, 1309 nt
Organism: Suillus paluster
Lineage: Eukaryota; Fungi; Basidiomycota; Agaricomycetes; Boletales; Suillaceae
Exons: 3
Coding region: 177-1166 (329 amino acids)
Source: RefSeq, a predicted model, not a curated record